Frankliniella occidentalis (western flower thrips) is the source of this 1458-nucleotide messenger RNA. It is a transcript of the gene RpL4, whose product is annotated as 60S ribosomal protein L4. The record is from RefSeq and is a predicted model, not a curated record. NCBI's taxonomy places the organism in Eukaryota, Metazoa, Arthropoda, Insecta, Thysanoptera, Thripidae. Gene Ontology annotation, cellular component: ribosome; cytosolic large ribosomal subunit. Gene Ontology annotation, biological process: translation. Gene Ontology annotation, molecular function: structural constituent of ribosome; RNA binding. The coding region runs from base 156 to 1433 and encodes 425 amino acids. The transcript has 5 exons.
AAAAUGUCGUUUUUGUUUAAUGUGAUGCCAGCGGUUGGUACAGCUGUACUGGUGUUGUCCAUGCGCCGAUACGUGUCCGGUCUUUCCGUCUUUAGGUAAUGGCGGAGUUGUAGGGUGGAGGAUCGGACACGCAUUGGCUCACUUUAACUUUUAAAAUGUCGAUUUCAACCGCCCGCCCCCUUAUUAGUGUAUAUAGUGAGAAGAAUGAGGCCACAGGCAGCACAGUUGCUCUGCCUGCGGUGUUCAAGGCACCCAUCAGGCCUGAUGUGGUGAACUUCGUGCACCAGAACAUGGCCAAGAACCAUCGUCAGCCAUACUGCGUCAAUGACCAGGCAGGUCACCAAACCAGUGCUGAAUCAUGGGGUACUGGACGAGCUGUUGCUCGUAUCCCCCGUGUUCGUGGAGGUGGUACUCACCGAUCUGGCCAGGGUGCUUUCGGUAACAUGUGCCGUGGCGGUCGCAUGUUCGCCCCCACUAAGACCUGGCGCCGUUGGCACCGCAAGAUCAAUGUGAACCAGAAGAGAUACGCUCUGGUUUCAGCAAUUGCUGCAUCUGGCGUCCCUGCUCUUGUCCAAUCCAAGGGUCAUGUUAUUGAUGCUAUUCCAGAAUUGCCCCUUGUUGUGAGUGACAAAGUUCAGGAAAUUAGCAAGACCAAGCAGGCUGUUUCAUUCCUUAAGAGCAUCAAUGCCUGGGCUGAUGUUGAGAAGGUCUACAAAUCCCGCCGCAUGCGUGCUGGUAAGGGUAAGAUGCGUAACCGUCGUCGCAUCCAGCGUCGUGGACCUCUUGUCAUCUAUGGCAACGAUCAGGGUGUGACUCGUGCUUUCCGUAACAUCCCCGGAGUUGACUGCGUCCCUGUUGACAAGAUGAACCUUCUGAAGUUGGCUCCCGGUGGUCACGUUGGCCGCUUCAUCAUCUGGACCGAAUCAGCAUUCCAGGCCCUAGACAAGCUGUACGGCACCUGGAAGCAGGCUGCCAAGGACAAGAAGGGAUACAACCUGCCCAUGCCCAAGAUGGGCAACACUGACCUCACCCGCCUCAUUAAGUCCGAGGAGAUCAGAAAGGUCCUCAGGCCCGCCCAGAAGAAGGUUGUGCGCCGCGUGCGUCGUCUCAAUCCUCUGCGCAACCAGAAGGCCAUGCUCAGGCUCAACCCCUAUGCCGCUGUCCUCAAGAGGAAUGCUAUUCUUACCAUCCAGAAGCGCAUGAAGCAGCGUGCUGAGCUGCUCGCCAAGAAGCGAGGGGUCAAGGUUGUUGUGCCCAAGUAUGAAGUCCGCCGUCAGGCUGCUCUGAAGAAGGUGACCAAGCCCAAGAAGGCUGCAGUGAAGAAGCCCAAGAAGACCGCUGAGCAGAAGGCAGCCCUUCGUGCCAAGCCCACCCUUCAAAAGCCUGUUUCAGAAAAGAAGGCACCAGCCAAGAAAGCCCCCGCUAAGAAGUAAUUGUUGAAUAAAUAUAACUUGGAAA